ACCUUCCUUCCCCAACCUGGAGUUGCUGUACCAAUUUCCUCUUCACUCUAUCUUCCUUCUCUCUCUCCUAAAAACUUCUCGCCUAUUUCCAUGGCGGACAAGGAGUUCAUAUAAAUUUAAAAUUACCCAUAUCCCUAUAAUUAAACUUCCUAUCCUAUUCUAUAUAUUCCAGAUUACAUACCUUCGUUUUCCGUUGUCAUGCCCGCGUUCGAAGACAACCCUCCGCCGGGACUCCCCCGCGGAGACUCCUUGCCGGAGGGAAUUCUCUUCGGAAAAUACGAACUCGGAAAGCUUCUCGGAUGUGGAGCUUUCGCCAAGGUCUAUCAUGGCAGAAACGUUCUUACAGGACAGAACGUUGCCAUCAAAGCCGUUAACAAACUCAAGGUUCUGAAAGGCGGUUUCACGGCGCACGUUAAGAGAGAAAUCGCUAUCAUGCGCCGUCUCCGUCAUCCCAACGUCGUUCGUCUCUUUGAAGUUCUUGCGACGAAGACGAAGAUUUAUUUCGUUAUGGAGUUUGCUAAAGGAGGAGAACUCUUCGCGAAAGUUUCUAAAGGAAGAUUCAGUGAGAAUCUCAGCCGUCGGUACUUUCAGCAAUUGAUUACCGCCGUAGGUUAUUGUCAUUCUAAAGGAAUUUUUCAUCGUGAUUUGAAACCGGAGAAUCUCCUUCUUGAUGAUAAUUUUGAUCUCAGAGUUUCGGAUUUUGGACUUAGUGCUCUUACAGAUCAGAUUCGUCCUGAUGGAUUACUUCAUACGCUUUGUGGAACUCCGGCUUACGUCGCACCGGAGAUUCUCGCUAAGAAAGGCUACGAUGGCGCUAAAAUCGAUGUCUGGUCUUGUGGUAUAAUCCUUUAUGUUCUUACUACUGGAUAUCUUCCUUUCAACGAUUCGAAUUUAAUGGCGAUGUAUCGGAAGAUUUACAGAGGCGAUUUCCAUUGCCCUAAAUGGACGUCUCCAGAUCUGCGACGGUUUUUAUCGAGGCUUCUUGAUACGAAUCCUGACACGAGGAUUACUGUUGAUGAGAUUCAUCGAGAUCCGUGGUUUGUGAAAGGAUUUCAGGAGGAGAAAUUUCAACAAAUUGAAGAUUUCUCUUCGGAGCUUUACGGUGAUGUGAAUAAUGCGAAAUGUUUGAAUGCUUUUGAUCUUAUUUCUUUCUCACCUGGUUUCGAUUUGACUGGAUUGAUUAAUGAGACGGAAUUUUCUUCCGGCGUCGAGAGGUUUCUCUCUGCGGAGUCGCCUGAGAAGAUUAUUGUGACGGUUGAGAACGUAGCAAAGUUGGAGAAUGUGGCGGUGGAGAAGAACGGUUGGGGAGCUAAAGUUGAAGGACGUGACGGUGGAUUCGUUACUGUGAUUGAUGUUUUCCGGCUGACGGAUGAAUUGGUGGUUGUUGAGAUUAAAAACAGAGUGAGGGAAAUUGAUCAAGAUCGUCAAACUUGGAAAGAUGUAUUGAGACCUCAACUUGAUUGUUUAAUCUACCGGUCAGAUUGACGGAUUCUGAUCGGAAAUCGGUGGCCGAUUUCUAUGAUUUGAUCGGAAAAAUCCGAUCCACGAGGAAAAUGGAGUCGACUGUGUACGGUUUUUGGAGGAAUUUUACCGGGUUUCAUGUAUAAGUUUCUUUCCCCGGAUUUUCUUUUUCUUUUAAAAAAAUAUUUUAUAGAAUUACUCUUUUUUAUGAAAA
Messenger RNA from Benincasa hispida (wax gourd), 1675 nucleotides. It is a transcript of the gene CIPK22, whose product is annotated as CBL-interacting Serine/Threonine-kinase. Lineage: Eukaryota; Viridiplantae; Streptophyta; Magnoliopsida; Cucurbitales; Cucurbitaceae. Gene Ontology annotation, molecular function: ATP binding; protein serine/threonine kinase activity. Gene Ontology annotation, biological process: protein phosphorylation; signal transduction. The record is from RefSeq and is a predicted model, not a curated record.